AUGGAGGGGAAUGGUUACAGUCGAUCAUGGCAACAAUGCCAACGUAAAAUCAAAUACAUCAAGCAUGUUUUCAGAAAAGCCAAGGACUCAAACAAGAAGUCCGGUAGGGUUAAGAUAAGCUGUCCGUUUUACGACGAAUUGGACAGAGUGUUAGGAGACCGACCGUCAUUCUGUCCCGGUGAAGGCGACGUGUCGAACUCCAAGCUCGAUUACAGCCAAAACGAGCCUCUGUUCAAUUCCACGGUGGACGCCAUUGCAGAUGCAGCAGUCAGGUUGAGUAGCGCUACGCCCGCUGAAACCCAGAGCGACGACGGCCGUAGCGAUGAUACCACUGGACCAGCAUCAUCAUCAUCCCAGUCCUCCUCCGCAUCAUCCCGAUCAUCAUCGUCAUCAUCAUCAUCAAAGCGAGCGUGUACUUUCAGCCGUGGCCCAAGCAGACGGAAGAGGCCCAGGUUUGAAACGACCCUGGCGGCCUUAUCCAAAGCCAUGGGCAAGGAUGAGGAGGUGCUUGUGCAGAUGCAGCGAGCACAGCAUGCCCAUGAGGAGAAACUGUUCAGGAUGAUGAUGCAGUCAAUCGCAUCUCUUGCCUCAACCAUGGCUUCUGCCCAACACUCUCCUGGGACGCCUGAGGCCCUCGUACAGGAGAGCGUCUCAGCAAAGUAUGAGGGGCCCAGCGUUAAGGAGGAGCUCAGAGUUUUACAGCAGAAGCUGAGAGACUUUGAAGAAGUUAAACAGACCUGUGACAAGUCAGCAGAACACAUUAAGAUCCAGGCCAAGAACACAGAGAGACAGAUUAAAGAGGAGUUUGAGAAUCUUCAUCAGUUUCUACAAGAUGAAGAGUCAGCCAGGAUAGCUGCACUGAGGGAGGAAGAGGAGGAGAAGAGUCAGAUGAUGAAGGAGAAAAUUGAGGAGCUGGACAGAGAAAUGUCAUCUCUCUCAGACACAAUCAGAGAGAUUGAAAAAGAGAUGGAAACUGAAGCUGCGACGUCAUUGGAGAAACACAAAGCGGCAUUAAAAAAAACCCAGUACCCACUGAGGGAUCCAGAGAUGGUCUCAGGAUCACUGAUCAAUGUGGCAAAACACCUGGGUAACCUGAAGUUCAGAGUCUGGGAGAAGAUGCAGGAGAUUGUUCAAUACAGCCCUGUGAUUCUGGAUCCUAACACUGCCCACGGAGACCUGGUUCUGUCUGAUGAUCUGAGUGGUGUUAGAAACAGCAGUGAGAAACAGCAGCUUCCUGAUAACCCAGAGAGAUGCAGACCACACCUGGGUGCUGAGGGCUUUGACUCAGGCUCUCACUGCUGGGAUGCUGAGAUUGGGGAGGAGAAACCCGACCUGAGUGAAUGUGGGUUUGACAACUUGAGUUGAGCAUGUGCAGCUGAAAUACACACUGUCAGAGAGACUGAAGAGACGGAUUCAGUGAUAUGAAAAGACACAUCCCCCACACACUGAAAAGAAUGCCUCAGUGAGGCUGAAGAAAUCUCAGGGGUGUUAAGGCAGUUUGUAUGAAAUAGUUCCUGGUGUAUUUAUUUGUGAAAAUACACAA
Chanos chanos (milkfish) is the source of this 1543-nucleotide messenger RNA. RefSeq names its product E3 ubiquitin-protein ligase TRIM39-like. The coding region runs from base 1 to 1365 and encodes 454 amino acids. NCBI's taxonomy places the organism in Eukaryota, Metazoa, Chordata, Actinopteri, Gonorynchiformes, Chanidae. The transcript has 7 exons. The record is from RefSeq and is a predicted model, not a curated record.